Cyprinus carpio (common carp) is the source of this 1017-nucleotide messenger RNA. Its product is annotated as transmembrane emp24 domain-containing protein 6-like. The transcript has 2 exons. The record is from RefSeq and is a predicted model, not a curated record. NCBI's taxonomy places the organism in Eukaryota, Metazoa, Chordata, Actinopteri, Cypriniformes, Cyprinidae. The coding region runs from base 451 to 864 and encodes 137 amino acids.
AUAGGCCUGUGCCCCUGAUACCGAUCAGAUGUUCUAAACAGCAAAUAAGAACAUUAUGAUCCACGGUAUCAAAGGCAGCUGUAAGAUCCAGUAGAAUCAAUACAGCAUUUUUACCCGCAUCAGCUGCAACCAAAAUAUAAUUGAACACUUUAAGCAAAGGAGACUCCAUACUGUGAUAAGUAGUGAAACCAGAUUGAAAAGGUUUUAAUAAAUUAGCUGUAUUUAAGAAUGUGAUCAGCUGUAAUUGCACAACUUUUUCCAAAAGCUUUGACAAAAAUGAUAACUUUGAGACAGGCCGAAAAUUGUUAAAGCAACUUUCAUCCAAACCUUGUUUCUUAAGCAAAGGCUGAACAACCGCAUGCUUAAAGCAGUUCGAAACCACACCAGUGUCCAAAGACGAGUUAAUCAACACUUGAACACUGGGGCCAAAUUACUGGAAAAACUGCUUUUAUGAUCUUAGAAGGAACAACAUUCAGUGAGGAGUUAGUAGACUUCAUAAAUAAACAAACACAAACAAACAAACAAAUAAUCAUCUUUAUCUGUGCAGGUUUUUAUCAGAUGUGCUUCAGUAAUUUCCACAAUCGCUUCGGGAGCAUGCAGGUUUUCCUGAACUUUGGUGUGUAUUACGAGGGACAAAAGGAAGAAGAGAAGAAAAAGAAAGAAGAGGAUAUGAAACAGAUAAAUAGUACACUGUCCUUCAUUGAGGAAAGCAGCAGCAGGCUGCAGAGGUUUGUGUUCCACAUGUGGCGUCAUUAUAACUACGAGCGAAUGAGACGCGGCACAGAUUUCUACCUGCUUCAGUCCAACUCCAAUUAUGUGAACAUCUGGUCUGCUGUCCAAAGUCUGCUCAUCAUCACAGCUUGAUACCUGCAGCUCUACUGCCUCAAGAGACUCUUCAACACCAAACCAGCAGAGGGAGACAAACCCCGCUGUUAACAUCAACACUAAACCAGCAGAGAGAGACAAACCCCGCUGUUAACAUCAACACUAAACCAGCAGAGAGAAACAAACCCCGCU